Gongylonema pulchrum is the source of this 492-nucleotide messenger RNA. NCBI's taxonomy places the organism in Eukaryota, Metazoa, Nematoda, Chromadorea, Rhabditida, Gongylonematidae. The record is from the annotation of a GenBank genome assembly.
AUGGAAGCCGACUUGCACAACGUGAUCAAGAAGCUCACAAUCCUGAAGGAUAUCCACAAGCAGUACAUCAUGUGCCAGUUGUUCCGAGCCGUCCGUUUUCUGCACAGUGGAAAUGUCCUACACCGUGAUUUAAAACCAUCGAAUGUGCUGCUGGACGCAGACUGCAGAGUGAAACUGGCUGAUUUUGGCUUGGCACGAUCGCUAUCACAGCUCGAGGAUUACCCGGAAGGGCAAAAUAUGCCCGAACUAACAGAAUAUGUGGCAACGAGGUGGUAUCGCUCGCCGGAAAUUUUAUUAGCAGCAAGACGUUACACUAAGGGUGUCGAUAUGUGGAGUUUAGGUUGCAUCCUGGGCGAGAUGCUUCUUGGUCGUGCUCUCUUCCCCGGUACUUCGACGAUCAAUCAAAUUGAACGGAUUAUGAACACAAUACCGCGUCCCUCCAAGGUAAGUCUGCAGCGCGUUUGUUUUUUUAAACAUUCUUGCAUAUUAUGA